AUGCAAUCUGUAGAACACUAUACAGAACAAGUGAGAACUUUGACUCAACAGUGCAUCGAAACCUUUGAUCGAUUUAUGGAUGUAAACAAAUUUCUUUUUUAACAUCUUAGGAAUCAUACGAUAGAGUCAAUGGAGCCAUUGACUCCAUUUACAAUUAAAUUUGUUUAAAGCCAGUUCCUGAAUAGAAGAAGGACCAAAGAAUAAGUACCGAACUUGUAAAAUUACCAGAUGCUCCUCAAUUAAAAAUAGAUCUGAUCAUCGAUAUCACUCCUGAUGAGAUCAAAUCAUUUAGGUAAAAAAGAAGUUUUUAAUUAAUAUUUUUAUAGACGUGUGUAAUAAUAGAAGGUGGAAGUAGUACAAGAAGAGCAGGAGGUAUUUGAGAGAUAGGAGGAUCUCUUAUAAAUUUUAGCCAAUGCUAAUUAUAUUAUUAUUGAUGAUGAUGACUCAUCAUCAAUAUACAAGAAACUUUUAGAUAUACUCAAGAAGGAUGAAAUCAAAGAUUGGGUGGCAUAUCUCUAAUCAUUUAAAUAUUAGGAUCAAAAGGAGAAGGAGUAAAUUAAAAGGAUAAUUAAUAUCCUGAAGAACUUAAAAGAUCAUGAAUUCAAUUUGAAAGACUAUUCCUCAGAAGCAUUUGAAGAGAUUAAAAAGGAUCUGAUUAAGAAGUUGUAAGAUGAUAAGAGCAUAAUGGAUUUAUUGAAAUUUUUAGUCCAAUUUACAAGUAUAGAUGAUCAGUUCAUCUAAUGUGGAUCCAAUUCACUUCAUAUAUUGGUAAUAAUGAAGGUAGAUGUCAGAAACCAAUCCUUUGAGAAUAUCAGAAUAAAGAAUACUUCUUUGAUUGGAGGAAACUUUGUAAGGUGUAAUUUGAAUGGAUCAGAAUUGUGGAUAUUAGAGGAGUCAAUUUUAAUGGAGCUUAAAUGUUCAAUUGUAAAUGGAAAAACAUUAAAGUCCAUGAAUUGAAUAAACUGGAUGGUCAUAGUGGAACUGUCUGGUCUUCUGUUUCUCUCCUGAUGGAAAUACAUUAGCUUCUGGUAGUGAUGAUAAGUCUAUCCGUCUAUGGGAUGUCAAGACAGCAUAAGAAAUUAAAUCCUCUGAUAAAAACUACAAAGAUAUUUUUGCAUAAUUUAAAAUACCACUUUAAAAUAGUUAAUUAUUACCAAAUGGUAUUUUUUAUUUAUUAUUAUUUAGUUGAGACAAUACUUAGAAUUUGUUUGAAUCCUUUCUUAGAAGCAUAAGGUACACUAGGAGAUUUUAUAAAGCAAAAAGGAAUAGAAUUAAAACCUUUAUUCAAGUUUAAAGGAAGUUGCUUUUUUGAAGGCUUAAAGCAAAAAUGA
This is a messenger RNA of Paramecium primaurelia, 1331 nucleotides long. Lineage: Eukaryota; Ciliophora; Oligohymenophorea; Peniculida; Parameciidae. The record is from the annotation of a GenBank genome assembly.